Anguilla rostrata (American eel) is the source of this 5554-nucleotide messenger RNA. RefSeq names its product WD repeat domain 33 (gene wdr33). Lineage: Eukaryota; Metazoa; Chordata; Actinopteri; Anguilliformes; Anguillidae. The record is from RefSeq and is a predicted model, not a curated record. Gene Ontology annotation, molecular function: protein binding. The transcript has 23 exons. Bases 344 to 4099 code for a protein of 1251 amino acids. Gene Ontology annotation, cellular component: mRNA cleavage and polyadenylation specificity factor complex.
CGUCACUGCGAACAGGCAGCGGGCAGCCAUAGCGAUCCAAGAAGUAAGCAUAGACAUGGAGGCCGUAGGCGGCUAGAUUUUGUAAGAAGAGUGUUAGGCCAAUACACUUAAGCCACAACGCUUGAGAACUACCUCUUGUACAAAGACAGAAUCUUCUUAAGACCAGUCUGUUAUCUUUAACUAGACACUUCUUUGGAUAUUGUGGGUGAGUUGAGUAGCAUCGAGUAGCAGGAAAGAUGACUGUGGACCUGGGCGCCAUUUAGCUAACGUUGGCCAGCUAAUACUGCUGAAUAACAGAUAUUCGAAAAGGGGAAUCGACUACAGUGCGCUCCGCGGUGUCGCCAUGGCUGCGGACAUCGGCUCCCCGCCGCGCUUCUUCCACAUGCCGCGCUUCCAGCACCAGGCGCCACGGCAGCUCUUCUACAAGCGGCCCGACUUCGCCCAGCAGCAGGCCAUGCAGCAGCUCACCUUCGACGGCAAGCGCAUGAGGAAGGCCGUCAACCGCAAGACCAUCGACUACAACCCGUCCGUCAUCAGCUACCUGGAGAACCGCCUGUGGCAGCGGGACCAUCGGGACUUCCGCGCCAUACAGCCCGACGCAGGCUGCUACAAUGACCUGGUUCCUCCAGUGGGGAUGCUGAGUAAUCCCAUGAACGCCGUCACCACAAAGUUUGUCAGAACGUCCACCAACAAAGUCAAAUGCCCCGUCUUUGUAGUGAGGUGGACGCCGGAAGGCAGGCGUUUGGUGACGGGUGCCUCUAGUGGAGAGUUCACCUUGUGGAAUGGGCUCACUUUCAAUUUUGAAACCAUUCUUCAGGCUCACGACAGCCCCGUCCGCGCCAUGACCUGGUCCCACAACGACAUGUGGAUGCUGACUGCCGACCACGGGGGCUACGUCAAGUACUGGCAGUCCAACAUGAACAACGUCAAGAUGUUCCAGGCGCACAAGGAGGCGAUUAGAGAGGCCAGUUUCUCUCCCACGGAUAAUAAAUUUGCCACUUGCUCCGACGAUGGAACCGUCCGCAUCUGGGACUUUCUGCGAUGUCACGAAGAGAGGAUCCUGAGAGGACAUGGCGCGGACGUGAAGUGUGUGGACUGGCAUCCCACCAAGGGCCUGGUGGUGUCUGGCAGCAAGGACAGCCAGCAGCCAAUCAAAUUCUGGGACCCAAAGACGGGACAGAGUCUGGCCACACUACACGCCCACAAAAACACAGUGAUGGAGGUCAAGUGGAACCUGAAUGGCAAUUGGCUGCUGACCGCGUCACGUGACCACUUGUGCAAGCUGUUUGACAUCAGGAACUUGAAGGAGGAGCUGCAGGUCUUCAGAGGACAUAAAAAGGAGGCCACAGCCGUUGCCUGGCACCCCGUCCACGAAGGCCUGUUUGCCAGCGGGGGCUCGGAUGGAUCCCUCCUCUUCUGGAACGCUGGCGUGGAGAAGGAGGUGGGGGGUAUGGAGAUGGCACACGAGGGGAUGAUCUGGAGUUUGGCCUGGCACCCCCUCGGACACAUCCUGUGCUCUGGAUCCAACGACCACACCAGUAAAUUCUGGACCCGCAAUCGGCCCGGAGACAAGAUGAGAGAUCGAUACAACCUCAACCUGCUACCGGGGAUGUCCGAGGACGGUGUGGAGUAUGACGACAUGGAGCCCAACAGCCUGGCCUCCAUCCCCGGGAUGGGCAUUCCUGAGCAGCUGAAGGUUGCCAUGGAGCAGGAGCAGAGUGGUAAAGAUGAGGCGGAGGUGGAGAUGACUAUCCCUGGGCUGGACUGGGGUAUGGAGGAAGUGAUGCAGAAAGACCAAAAGAAAGUUCCACAGAAGAAGGUUCCCUAUGCCAAACCCAUCCCUGCCCAAUUCCAACAGGCCUGGGCAGAGAAUAAGGUGCCCACUCUGCCCCCUGGCGAGACGCCCAAGGAGAGGCCCGACCAGAAGAAGCCGGAUAUGAAGAAGAAGACCCAGGCCGAGAUUGAGCAGGAAAUGGCCACCCUGCAGUACACCAACCCGCUGUUGCUGGAGCAACUGAAGAUCGAGCGCAUGGCCCAGAAGCAGUCGGACCAGGGUUCGCAGCAGGCGGGCGCCCAGCAGGGGGCGAUGCAGCCCUUCCCGGGACAGGGGCCCAUGCCCCCGCCCCACCAGGGGUUCCCGCAGUCCCUCCCGCCCCAGCAGAUCCCGCACAACAUGCCGCACAUGGGGCCUGGGGGACUGCAGGGGCCCUUCAUUCCUCAGGGCCAGAUGGGCCCCCCGGGGCCCCAGCUUCACCAGGGCCCCCCUCAGGGUUUCAUGGGGCCCCCGGACCUGCACGGACCCCAGGGCAUGCAGAGGCACCCGGGGCCCCACAGGCACAUGGGGCCCCAGGGCGGCCAGGGAAUGCACGGCCCCCCGGGGAUGCCCCCGGCUGGGAGGGGGAUGCCGGGACCCCCACCGGGGGCCAUGCAGUGCCCCCCGGGGCCACCAGGGGGCAUGAUGGGGCCCCCAUCUCGAGGAAUGGGACCCAGGGAUAAUCAGGUGCCCCCGCCCCAAGGGGGGAUGAUGCACCCGGACACACGAGGACCGCCCCCCCAGAGGAACAUGAUGGGCCCCCAGGGGCCGCCCAUGCAAGGGGGGAUGAUGGGACCUCCAAUGCACGGCCCCCAGGGUCAACAGAACCCUCCCAGGACACAUGGGAACAUGCAGGGCCCUCCUGGAAACAUGCAGGGUCCCCCCGGCAACAUGCAGGGUCCCCCUGGCAACAUGCAAGGUCCCUCCGGCAGCAUGCAGGGUCCCCCCGGCAACAUGCAGGGCCCUCCCGGCAACAUGCAGGGCCCUCCCGGCAGCAUGCAGGGUCCCCCCGGCAACAUGCAGGGUCUCCCUGGCAACAUGCAGGGUCCCCCCGGCAACAUGCAGGGUCCCCCUGGCAACAUGGGACUUCCCCCGUACAUGCAACAAGGCAAAUCACCGCUCAUGGGUGAAGGAUCCAGGGGGCAGUAUAACCAGAUGGGGCAGAGUCCAGGGCCGCAGCCCAUGAUGCCCGGGAUGGGGCAGCAGGGACCCAACGGCAAAGGGGAAGCUCGCGGACCUCCCAACCACCACCUGGGGCCCCCUCCCGACCGCAGGGGGUCGGAGGGGCCCGGGGGCCCGGACCAGGGCUCCGACAGGGGCGGCCAGUACUGGGGAGACUCCCGCGAGGGGCGCCGCGGACCCCCCGACUACGAGGGCGGGGACGACCGGUACCACACUCGGGGCGAGGACGCCUGGAGGGGCCCCCUGCAGCAGCGGGUCCCCGGGCAGGAGUACCCGGGGGACUCCAGGGGCCACAGGGGUGGCUCUGCUGGGAAAUGGGAGCCCCACCGGGGCUCUGAGGACGCGCGAUUCAGGGGCCGGAGGGAGGACAGGUUCGACAGUUACGAGGGUCCCGGAGACGAUCUGGACCAGAGGCCGAGGGAGCAAAGGCGCCCUCCACACCCCCGGCACGGACAGGAUGCCGACGACACGUUUCGGCGGGUGGGGCCUGGCAGGCCUGAGGCUCGGGGGGGCCGCGGGUACGCAGACGAGUUUGGGGUGGAGGAGAGUUUCGACCCCGCAGAGGAGACAGGGAGGAGCUGGGACAGCAGCGGGAGAGGGAGGAGCCGCGGAGGAGGAGCGCGAGGAGGAGCGGGGGGCCGGAAAGGGCUGCUCCCCACCCCCGACGAGUUCCCCGCGCCCCAUUACGAAGGAGGAAGAAACUCCGAGAGCUGGGAGGGGGGGCGCGAUCAGGGGCAUGAGGCCUACAGGGACGCACCGCGGGCGGACCACGCCCCACGGGACAGCCCGUCCCCGGCCAGCAGGGAGCGCUCCUCCUCCCUGCAGGGCAUGGACAUGGCCUCCCUGCCGCCACGGAAACGGCCCUGGCACGACGGCCCGGGCACCACGGACCCCCGCGACCGAGACUCCCCCGGGGCAGGGUCCGACGACAGAGCGGCCGGACGCCCCUCACACAGGGAAGAGGGGGCCUACGGGGUGCCGUCCCGGGGCGGUCGAGGGAGCUGGGGGCGGGGCGGUGCCGCCGGGCCCGGGGGAGGGGGCGGCUCGGGCCCCACCACGCGGCGGGGUGCGGCUCGCGGAACGCGAGGGAGCCGCGCCCGAUAGGACUGGGACUGAACACACAGGGUGGGGGCGGGGAGGAGGGGAGGAGGGCACUGGAGUCCUCCACAGGGUGGCGCCAAGGAGCAGAGAGAGACUGCAGGGAGGCGGGACCGAGAGAGAGAGUGAGAGAGAGACUUCCGCCUGGUCGCGUGGCUUCGGGCUCCCGGGCGAAUCUGCCUUUGCGUCUGCGUUUGGACGAGCUCUGUGUGCCAGUGUGCGCCCACGCAUCUCUGCCACGGCACCAGUCCCAGCCUUUCGUCGGUCGCACCGAGGGUGUGGCACAGCGCCUGCCCCUAACCGUGGUCUCCUACCCCCCGGGGACAGCCUCGCGACUGACUGGGGGACCCGCUGGAGGCGCGGCAUUUUCACUCUGAUUGGUCACGUUCUGAAGGUGUGGCCUCCUAUCUCACUGGACACUGCCUGAAGGCGUGGUCUCCUCGCUGAUUGGUCGCAUUCCGAAGGCGUGGCCUCCUCAACACUGACUGGUCACAUUCUGAAGGUGUGGCCUUCCAAUAUUGGUCGGGCUCCCACCCCCUUCCACCACCCAGAUUGUAGGAAGUACGGCACCGCAAAGUAUCUGGAAAGAGGGACUGAUGGGAAAUGAAGUCCAGGUCUCCAUACACGUGCAACCACCUUCGUGUUCUACAUCUCACCUUUGAUCAUCAAACCCCUCAGCUAAUUUUUGCCCUGGAAUCCAGAUUUUGUUACCUGAGCCGUAGGAGCCCCCCCACCCUGGACUCCCCCCUUGUGUCGUCGGUUUACUGAAGAGGAGCCGAGCUUUGCUUUCCUCAGUGUGCUCCUCGCUUCGUACGGAAGAAGGGACGGACGGACGGACGGACGGACAGACGUGCGAGAGGACCCGCGAUCCCCUCGCCCCGGUCUGAAGACCCCUGCAGGGAUUCAUCUCUGGCCUGAGGGGGGUAAUUCUGAUCCCUGGAGGAAAGAGAGACCCAGCCAGCCUCCAGCAAGAGACAGUGUGCAAAUAAUGUGUGAACACCCGAAUCGUUGCUCUCAACCCCUGCUGCUCUGAGCGUAGACGCCGUCUGUGUCCCCAAAGAGUUAUGGAGCAGACAAACUGCCGGGAGGGGCUAGCCCGUCACUCACGGUAGAGUGGGUGGAGUCCGGCUCCUGCGUCACACAGAUCGGGUUGUUGAUGUACAGUAGUUUUUCCAAGAAUGGUAGUUUUUUUUUUUUUUUCGCCCUUCUCCUCCAUUCUGAUAAAAAAAAAAAAAAGUUUAAAAUGGGGUCUGCUUUUGUCCCCCCUCAGUCCUUAACUCCAUUUAUUUAAUUUCACUUUUAAUGUAAAAUGGGGGGGCGAAAUCAUUCUGUAACAUUACCAGGCGCCUUCGUGUACUGAAGGUGUAUUCUUUGUUUCUAAAUGUACAGUUUGUCAAGAGAUUGUCAUAUUGUUUUGUCCAUUUUUGUAUACGAUACAAAAUAGAAUUUGUGCAAAAUUUA